Molecule: messenger RNA, 2355 nt
Organism: Antechinus flavipes (yellow-footed antechinus)
Lineage: Eukaryota; Metazoa; Chordata; Mammalia; Dasyuromorphia; Dasyuridae
Gene: SLC6A5
Product: solute carrier family 6 member 5
Biological process (GO): glycine import across plasma membrane; synaptic transmission, glycinergic; sodium ion transmembrane transport
Cellular component (GO): membrane
Molecular function (GO): glycine:sodium symporter activity
Source: RefSeq, a predicted model, not a curated record
AUGAACAAGCCACUGGCAAAUAGCUUGGAGGCUUCGGGAAACCCAGAAGGCUCCUCCGGGACAAGGACCAGUCCGGAGCCCGAUCCUUCCCCUGCCGCUUCUUCCCAACUGCCUAGGAUUGCCAAGUCGGCCUCCAACGGGAUUCAAACUUUCCUUUCGGAAGAAGCCAAAAGCUACGAGUCAGAGCGGACCAAAGUUGGGAUCUGCAGCACUAGGGCGCCCCUCGAUGCUACCUCCCGCCAGGAUUCUAUCGAGGCCCAUGCCCUGCAGACCAUCCCCCCUUCGGGUGGCCCGGGCCCAGGCAAUGCUCAGCACUGCAGGAUUCCGGCCCUCCGAGGCGCCAGCGUUGGAGGGGAUGAAAGUGGGAGCCCGGGCAAGGGCACUUUGGAGAAGAACAGUGCCCAGGCUGCAGGUUGGAUAAACAUGAGCCAGAGCACGGUGGUGCUGGGCACAGACGGGAUCACCUCGGUCCUGCCAGGCAGUGUGACGACUACUUCUACACCCGAGGACGAUGAAGGGGAUGAAAAUAAAGCCCGAGGGAACUGGUCUAGCAAACUGGACUUCAUCCUGUCCAUGGUUGGGUACGCAGUGGGGCUGGGCAAUGUCUGGAGGUUUCCGUACCUGGCCUUUCAGAAUGGGGGAGGUGCUUUUCUCAUCCCCUAUCUGAUGAUGCUGGCUCUGGCUGGUCUGCCCAUCUUUUUUCUGGAAGUAUCACUGGGGCAGUUUGCUAGCCAGGGUCCUGUGUCCGUUUGGAAAGCGAUACCUGCUUUACAAGGCUGCGGCAUCGCUAUGUUGAUCAUCUCAGUCCUAAUAGCCAUAUACUAUAAUGUGAUUAUUUGCUACACACUUUUCUACCUGUUUGCCUCCUUUGUGUCUGUGCUACCUUGCUCUUGCAACAACCCAUGGAACACACCAGACUGCAAAGACAAAACCAAACUUUUAUUAGAUUCCUGUUUUGUUGGUGAUCAUCCAAAAAUACAAAUUAAGAACUCAACUUUCUGUAUGACUGCCUAUCCAAACUUGACAAUGGUUAAUUUCACCAGCCAAACCAACAAGACAUUCGUCAGUGGGAGUGAAGAGUAUUUCAAGUAUUUUGUCUUGAAGAUUUCUGCAGGGAUUGAAUAUCCUGGUGAGAUCAGGUGGCCACUGGUUGUCUGUCUCUUCCUGGCUUGGGUGAUUGUAUAUGCAUCUCUUGCUAAAGGCAUCAAGACAUCAGGCAAAGUGGUGUACUUUACCGCUACGUUCCCUUAUGUUGUGCUUGUGAUCCUACUCAUCCGAGGAGUUACCUUGCCAGGAGCUGGAGCAGGAAUUUGGUACUUCAUUACACCUAAGUGGGAGAAACUCACCGAUGCUACAGUAUGGAAAGAUGCUGCAACUCAGAUUUUCUUCUCUCUAUCUGCUGCAUGGGGAGGUCUGAUUACUCUUUCUUCUUACAACAAAUUCCACAACAACUGUUACAGAGACACACUCAUCGUCACCUGUACCAACAGCGCGACAAGCAUCUUUGCCGGCUUUGUCAUCUUCUCUGUCAUUGGUUUCAUGGCAAAUGAGCGCAAAGUAAACAUUGAGAAUGUGGCUGACCAAGGGCCAGGUAUUGCCUUUGUGGUUUAUCCUGAAGCCUUAACCAGGCUUCCUCUCUCUCCCUUUUGGGCUAUAAUCUUCUUCCUGAUGCUCCUGACUCUUGGACUGGACACCAUGUUUGCCACCAUUGAGACCAUAGUGACCUCCAUCUCAGAUGAGUUUCCAAAAUAUUUGCGCACACACAAGCCUGUCUUUACUCUAGGAUGCUGUGUUUGUUUCUUCAUCAUGGGUUUUCCUAUGAUCACUCAGGGUGGAAUUUACAUGUUUCAACUCGUGGACACAUAUGCAGCAUCAUAUGCACUGGUCAUCAUUGCAAUCUUUGAGCUUGUUGGGAUUUCCUACAUAUAUGGUCUGCAAAGAUUUUGUGAAGAUAUAGAGAUGAUGAUUGGAUUCCAGCCAAACAUUUUCUGGAAAGUCUGCUGGGCGUUUGUAACACCUACCAUUCUUACAUUUAUUCUUUGCUUCAGUUUUUAUCAGUGGGAACCCAUGACUUAUGGCUCUUAUCGCUACCCCAACUGGUCGAUGGUGCUUGGAUGGUUGAUGCUGGCCUGUUCAGUUAUUUGGAUCCCUAUUAUGUUUGUGAUAAAAAUGCAUCUAGCUCCAGGCAAAUUUAUUGAGAGGCUCAAGUUGGUCUGUUCGCCACAGCCAGACUGGGGCCCAUUUUUGGCUCGGCAUCGUGGAGAGCGUUACAAGAACAUGAUCGACCCAUUGGGAACAUCCUCGCUGGGACUGAAAUUACCCGUGAAAGAUUUAGAACUGGGGACCCAGUGCUAG